AUGGGGCCUGCCUGGGCCCAGGCCCACUUGACAGGUGAUCUCUGGCUGCCUCUGUUCUGGCUCCUGUUGUCCCCGGUCUGCUGCUCCCAUGCCCUCCCGCGAUGGCGCUUCACUUCCUCUGAAGUUGUGAUCCCCAGGAAGGUGUCCCACAGGGGCAGUGGAGCUGAGAGACAAGGCCAGCUUUCCUAUAAGAUCCACCUCAGAGGCCAAAGACAUGUGGUUCACAUGAAAGUCAAAAAGAGCUUGCUGCCCAGACAUUUUCCUGUCAUCACCAACAACGACCAAGGCGCCAUGCAGGAGGACUACCCAUUUGUCCCUCGAGACUGUUACUACUACAGCUACCUGGAAGGGGUUCCUGGGUCCAUGGGCACACUGGACACCUGCUCCGGGGGCCUGCACGGCAUGCUGCAGGUAGAUGACUUCACUUACGAAAUAAAGCCGCUGGAGGCUUCUUCCAGAUUCGAGCAUGUGGUUUCUAUGCUUGUGUCAGAAGGAAGACCGUCAGAGUCUCGAAGGUGUAAGAUUGAAGAGCAAGAAACAGAUCAGGUGUAUGAAGAGGCAGUCCUUUCUGGAGCUCCUAGAGCCGCCCCUGUUUAUCUGUGGUGGCCACAUAAGAAAUACUUAAAAAUCCACUACACAGUUUCUAACUCUUUAUAUUUGAUGAGGCGUAAUCUGACGCAGGCAAUAGAGGGGGUGGUGAUGAUAAACAACGUACUACAUACGAUUUAUAAACAGGGUCUUAUAGAUGUCAACGUCCGUCUUUUGUGCAUAUGGAAUGAUCGGGAUGCCUAUGAUGUAAUAAAUUGGCCUAGCGCAUACAGAGCUAUAGAGAUGUUUGGGUUGUGGAAGUUUUAUGGAUUUCAUAAAGAAAUUCCACACGAUACUUCAUUGCUUCUUACAGGACAUAAAAUCGCAGGACGGUUUUAUUAUGCCCACGAAAGUGGAACAUGCAACCCCAACUGGGGAGCAUUAUUUGUCUAUGUAAUAGAUUUCCAAAUAUUUUGGGGUGCAGCCAUUUCAGCGCAUGUAUUAGGUCACAGUUUGGGCCUCCAGCAUGAUGGACAUGGCUGCAGAUGUUUUCGAAGAAGCUACUGUGUCAUGACUCCUGAGCCUGGUUUAAUGGACAUGUUGAGCAACUGUUCUUAUGCGCAACUGCAUUACCGGAUUUCUGGUUGGGAUGGUUGUCUGAGCAUACCAAAUGAGCCAUACAAAAAUUUUCCUUAUGUAGCUGCUCGUUGUGGUGACAAGGUCAUAAAUGAGGCUGAAGAAUGUGACUGUGGCUCCUUCAAAGAUUGUAAGGAGAAUAAAUGUUGUGAGACCAAUUGUUACCUUUCCAUUGGCAGUGACUGCAGUGAAGGGCCCUGCUGUGUUAACUGCAAAUUUGCUCAACCUGGAAGGAUUUGCAGAGACAUACUUGGUAUUUGUGAUCUACCAGAAUACUGUGAUGGGAAGACCAGUAAGUGUCCAAAUGACGUGUACACCCAGGAUGGAACUCCGUGUUCGGCAUUAGCUGUUUGUGUGAGAGGAAACUGUAGUGACCGUGAUAUGCAGUGUCAAGCCCUUUUUGGCUUCCAAAUUAAAGAUGCUUCACCAGAAUGCUAUAAACAUUUGAAUAUGGUAGGUGACCGAUUUGGAAACUGUGGAGUGAGGGUGGAACGAGCAGGAGGAAAACCUAUUAAUUGUGAAGAAGAUGAUGUUCUUUGUGGAAUGCUGCACUGUAGUAAUGUCCGUGAAAUUCCUGGUGGAGAUGUUCGGCAGCACUCUCUUUGGCGAUUCCUCAUCUGUUUGCCACCAGAGAUGCUGUGCUUCCUACCACCUCAGAAGUCCCUAGAGGUGAUUCCCCUUCGCUGCCUCUCCAACCUUGACAAACUGUAUGGUAAUUGUGGCUCCCUAGCUUCAGCCCGUGAAGAGCAGCCACCUGGCCUCUGUUACUUCCAGGGACCUCAUUACCACUAG
Molecule: messenger RNA, 1956 nt
Organism: Suricata suricatta (meerkat)
Lineage: Eukaryota; Metazoa; Chordata; Mammalia; Carnivora; Herpestidae
Product: disintegrin and metalloproteinase domain-containing protein 20-like
Exons: 2
Coding region: 1-1956 (651 amino acids)
Biological process (GO): proteolysis; male gonad development
Cellular component (GO): plasma membrane; external side of plasma membrane; sperm head plasma membrane
Molecular function (GO): metalloendopeptidase activity
Source: RefSeq, a predicted model, not a curated record